CAUUAUGCGCGCUCCCGGCUGAUCAUGCGCGCUCGCGGUACGCGGCCGGUCACCAUGGUGGGGGGGAAACACAACAGUCUGUCACUUUUUAACAAGCUGAAUUAAGCAUGUACACACGCGCCGUUUGACGCUUUCACGGAAUCGGACGGAAACUUGACCGACGGGUGGAUUUUUUCCUUUCAGCGCGUCGUGAGAGCCGGAGAUCCUGAGCACAGUGUAGCAGGGAGGGAAAUGCAUUUCAUGCAUGCUUUGUGCAAAAGAAAAUAAGCGCACCAGGACAUUUUUCACGCAUUAAAUCACCCGUCAAAGCCGAGUAGAGGUGUGUCUCUGCAGGGUUUUUUUUUUUCCCUUUAGAUCGGUUGGUUGGAUCGGAUCGGGCCGGGGACAGAGCGAGGCCCCGGGGGCGCAGCAGGCCGUGUCCCGGGGAAGGAGCCUCCACACGGGGCCGGGCUGAGACCGACACACCGCGCCGAGUCCCGGGAUUUUCACGCGCUUUUCGCUUUUCCACCGGAGACAAUGGCGUCCUACGUGGACAACAGCUUUCGGCAGGCGGUGAUGCUGAACCCAUCCGAGAGGACGCAACAGGAUUUGGAGAUUGUAUAUUCAUAUUUACAUGGUAUGGAGGCGCUGUCCAAUCUAAGAGAGCAUCAGCUAAGGAUGAUGUGUGAAACUGUGCGUUAUGAAAGACAUGAAGCAAAUGAAGUGCUUUACUAUCCGGAUGACAUUGGCAGCUGCUGGUACAUCCUGCUCUCUGGAUCUGUGUUCAUCAAAGAGUCCAUGUUCCUGCCCAGAUCCAGUUUUGGGAAGCGUUCUGCUGGGAGUUUACGUCGCGGAUGUGAGUGUAUCGUUCUGGAGCCGUCCGAAAUGAUUGUGGUGGACUAUAUGGAUGAGAAUGAGGAGUAUUUUCAGCGCCAGGCUUCGCAUCGUCAGUCCCGGAGGAGAUUCCGCAAAAUCAACCAGAAGGGUGAAAGGCAGACCAUCAUCGACACGGUGGAGCCGUACCAAGCGGGCAAGCCGCCCAUAACCCGCGGGUACCACACGGAAUGCGUUAAAGCUCAGCUCCCAGCGGACUUCAGCAGGCUACACCUGGCUGACGGGAUCCACCCGCAGGUGACCCACGUCUCCUCCAGCCUCUCAGGAUGUAGCAUCACCAGUGACUCUGGGAGCAGCAGCCUGUCCGACAUCUACCAGGCCACGGAGAGCGAGCCAGGCGACAUGGACCUGAGUGGCCUGCCUGAGACCGCCGUUGACUCUGAAGAGGACGAUGAUGAGGAAGACAUCGAACGCGCCUCCGAUCCGCUCAUGAGCCGAGACAUCGUCCGUGACUGCCUGGAGAAAGACCCCAUGGACCGCACGGAUGAUGACAUCGAGCAACUGCUGGAGUUCAUGCACCAGCUGCCAGCCUUUGCAAACAUGACCAUGUCGGUGAGGAGGGAGCUGUGUGCGGUCAUGGUGUUCGCUGUCGUGGAGCGAGCUGGAACCAUCGUCCUUAACGACGGCGAGGAGCUGGACUCGUGGUCGGUGAUCCUGAACGGCUCGGUGGAGGUGACGUACCCUGAGGGCCGCACUGAGAUCCUCUGCAUGGGCAACAGCUUCGGCGUCUCGCCCACCAUGGAGAAAGAGUUCAUGAAGGGAGUGAUGAAGACCAAGGUGGACGACUGUCAGUUUGUGUGUAUAGCGCAGCAGGACUACUGCUGCAUCCUGAACCAAGUGGAGAAGAACAUGCAGAAGGUGGAGGAGGAGGGGGAAAUCGUCAUGGUUAAAGAACACCGUGAGCUCGAUCGCACCGGCACCAGAAAAGGACACAUUGUCAUCAAGGGCACAACAGAGCGUCUGACCAUGCACCUGGUGGAGGAGCACUCAGUGGUGGACCCCACCUACAUUGAGGACUUCCUGCUUACCUACCGUACCUUCCUGUCCAGCCCCAUGGUGGUGGGCAGGAAACUGCUGGAGUGGUUCCAUGACCCCAGCCUCAGGGACAAGGUUACACGGGUAGUCUUGCUGUGGGUGAACAAUCACUUCAAUGACUUUGAGGGCGACCCUGAAAUGACGCACUUUCUCGAAGAGUUUGAGAACAAUCUGGAGAGGGAGAAAAUGUUUGGGCACUUAAGACUGUUAAACAUUGCUUGUGCUGCCAAAGCCAAGUUGCGGGUGGUGACUCUGACUAAGCCGUCACGCGAGGCUCCUCUGGCCUUCAGUCUGCUUGGUGGCUCAGAGAAAGGCUUCCGCAUCUUCAUUGAGAAUGUGGAGCCGGGCAGCAAAGCUGCAGAAGCGGGCCUCAAACGUGGAGAUCAGAUCCUGGAGGUAAAUGGGCAGAACUUUGAGAAUGUGCAGCUGUCCAAAGCAAAUGAGAUCCUGCGCAACAAUACACAUCUGUCUAUUACUGUGAAAACAAAUCUCUUAGUGUUUAAGGAGCUUCUGGCUCGACCGGAGCACGACCAAGAACCUGACCACGAGGAAGAGCUGGACAGGAAGAAUGGGGCUCCCCACAUUCCCAAGAUCGGGGAUAUUAAGAAGGCAAGCCGUUACUCCAUCCCAGACCUGGCUGUGGAUGUGGAGCAGGUGAUGGGUCUGGAGAAAGCAAGCAAGAAAGCUAAGGCCAACACAGUGGGCGGGAGGAACAAGCUCAAAAAGAUCUUUGACAAGACUUUGACCAGUAUUCUACCGCCCAAGCCGUACAAUGAUGUUGGUGUAGGCCAGUCCCAGGAUGAUAGCAUUGUUGGAAUGAAGCAGUCGAAACAGAUCCCUCCUGCUCUGCCAGUCAGCGGAAACUUAUCGUCCAGUAACCCCGACUUGUUGCAGUCUCACCAUCGUAUACUCGACUUCAACAACCAGCCAGAACCCGUCCCUAACAACAUGUCGGACCAGGUGCUGCGUGUCUUCAAGGCUGAUCAGCAGAGUCGUUACAUCAUGAUUGGCAAGGAUACUACGGCCAAGGAGGUUGUGGCUCAGGCCAUCCGGGAGUUUGCUCUGACUGCUGCCCCUGAAGCUUAUUCACUGUGCGAGGUGUCCGUCACACCCGAGGGUGUAAUCAAGCAGCGGCGGCUUCCUGAGCAGCUCUCCAAACUGGCAGACAGAAUCCAGCUCAGCGGCAGGUACUACCUGAAGAGCAACAUGGAGACGGAGACAUUGUGCUCAGACGAGGAUGCCCAGGAGCUUUUGAGGGAGAGUCAGAUCAGCCUGCUGCAGCUAAGCACGGUGGAAGUGGCCACGCAGCUCUCCAUGCGUGCCUUCGAGCUCUUCUGCGCCAUCGAGCCCACUGAGUACAUCGAUGACCUCUUCAAGUUGCGGUCACGCUCUCCUGGACCUUCCAGCCUCAAGCUCUUCGAAGAGUCCAUAAACCGAGAGACCUUCUGGGUGGCCACUGAGGUGCUGAGGGAACCCAACCAACUGAAGCGCAUGAAGAUCAUCAAGCAUUUCAUCAAGAUCGCCCUGCACUGCCGCGAGUGCAAGAACUUCAACUCCAUGUUUGCCAUCAUCAGUGGUCUAAAUCUGGCGCCCGUGUCCAGACUGCGAGGAACUUGGGAGAAACUUCCCAGCAAGUAUGAGAAGCUCUUCAGUGACCUUCAGGACCUGUUUGACCCGUCCAGAAACAUGGCCAAGUACAGAAACGUUCUCAACAGCCAGAACCUGCAGCCGCCAAUCAUCCCUCUCUUCCCAGUUAUCAAAAAAGACCUCACCUUCCUCCAUGAGGGCAACGACUCAAAGGUGGAUGGACUGGUAAACUUUGAGAAGUUGCGUAUGAUUGCUAAAGAGAUCAGACACGUGGGUCGGAUGGCAGCCGUCAACAUGGACCCAGCGCUGAUGUUCCGCACCAGGAAGAAGAAGUGGAGGAGUUUGGGGUCACUGAGCCAGGGCAGUGCCAACGCAGCCGUACUGGAUGUGACUCAGACGGGCGGGCAUAAGAAGCGUGUAAGGCGGAGUUCCUUCCUCAAUGCCAAGAAGUUGUACGAGGAUGCACAGAUGGCACGCAAGGUCAAGCAGUAUCUGUCUAACCUCACACUGGAGACCAACGAGGAGAGCCUGCAGACGCUGUCUAUACAGUGUGAACCCUCCAUAAGUACACUGCCUAAGAGCUCAGGGGACAGGAAGAGGCCAGACACCUCACCUGUGGUAGCGCGAGCCGCUAUGCACCCACGCCAGCAGCUCCAGAAAUCCAACCAGGCCCUGCAGGUGCCCACUGUCGCCCUCUACCCGUCCCGCAAGAAGGUGCCUGUCAAAGACCUGCCACCAUUUGGCACGAAUUCUCCACAGUCCCUGAAGAAGAUUCUGUCUCUGUCGGAGGAGGCAGCUGAGAGACACAGGAAGCAGACGGAAGAUGCCGUGUCCAGCACUUCGUCUCCCCCUACGUCUCCUCGCAGCUCCCCAAAGAAAGGUUUAGGAAGAGUGAGUGAUAACCUGUCAGACUCAGGCCAUAGUGAGAUCUCUUCUCGAUCCAGCCUGGUCAGCACUUCCUCUCUGGACAUGGGCCAGGACGAGCGGCGUCUCCGCUAUGGGCACGGGGUCAGCGACGGUCACACUGGUGGUCAUGGAGGUCACCGGCUUGAGCGUAGAGCCACAGCUGACCCGGACCAGUACAGUCUUGGCUCGUUCUCAUCAGUGCAGGACUGGCGUGGCAUGUAUGCAGGCACGGCAAUGCCCUCCUCGCCGAGUUCAGAGGAGUUAAGUCAGGAGCAGGGCGACCGCGUCUCCUUGGAUGCUGCAGACUCUGGGCGAGGCAGCUGGACGUCCUGCUCUAGCGGCUCACAUGACAGCAUCCAGGCCAUGCAGCAGGGCCGGAGCUGGGAUGCACUGGCUGAGGGGGCGGGGCUCUGGGCCGGACGAGGCAGCUGGGCGUCGACCUCGUCAUGCUCAUCCUCAUCAGCAGCGUGCUGGGGAGAUGAGUCCGAGGGAGACACGGGAACUAUCAAGCGGAGAGGGGGUAAAGACGUGGGCACUGACCCUGACACCUGCAGCAUCACUUCUACAGGAUCAGAGGAAUCAAAACAGCAGAGCCGCCGGCCGUCUCCCAUCACCGCCGGCACGACCAAGAGCAGCCUGCCGCGUAAAGAUGGCCGAUACCGUGAUCCCCCUCCCACUCCUCCAGGCUACACGGCUCUGUCCAUCUCAGAGGUGACGGAGGGGACGACGCACACGACCAGGAGGCCUCCAGACUACACCACGGCACUGCAGCGCUCCCGCCUCGUUACACACUCGCCUAAACCAGGGACCGAGCGUGAGGGAGAGGAAGAGGAAGAAGAGGAGGAGGUAGAGGAGGAGGGUGAGUGCUUAUCUCCAAAACUCAGAGAUCAGAGGAGGAGAGGUCCACACACAGCAGUGCCCCCCAGGCCAUGAGUCACACACACCACUCUGGCAGGCAGAGGAUGAGCAAGUGUCCGCUGUGUGAACAGACGACACUUUCCUUACUGUUCGGCUCUCACUGCAGUGACUGAAGGCCUGUGAGGCCCGUCAAAGGCAGACAGACAGCCAGAGCAACCAAUCAUCACCUCGAUGCCACUGCCUGUCUCUCUCCUGAUUGGUGGAUUCAUCUCCCUUCUCUGCCUUAAAGCAUCAUGAGGGGUUUUGUCACCCUGCAUGCUAAAAUACUGUGAAGAAAGGAAGAGAACGUUCAAAACGAAGAAAUUACCUGGCACUUUGGAAAAAUCUAAUUAUUUAGCUUAAAGUAGUAAAAAAAAAAAAGAACUUGAACCUGAAUUCAAAAUGAACACAGAGCGGUGCGACAUUCACACAAAGACAAGACUGCCGUUGCCAGUCACUGAUGGACAUUUCCUACCUUCCUUACACAUUCUCACAAAUCAUUUUUCCUCAUCUGCACUUUUAAGGUAUGUUUUGUAAGAACAAAAUGCACAUGAUCUUCUCAGACUUCAUCAUCUCUUCUGGAACACACAUUCUACAUGGUGAAAAUGAGAACAUUUAGGGGAGAAAAACACUCAACACUCAAAUAGCGACUCUUUUUAUGGGAAUCGGCGCUCACCUGUACAAUGUGCGUGUCACUGUUGCAGUAUUAAUUGAGCUUUCAAGGUUGGUGAAUGCUGUAGAACUGGAGAUAAACACAGCAAGGUGGAAAUGAAGCACGCUGGCGUGACUCUGCGUUUGGGUGCAUCCUAAAGCCUUUCACUACCUACGCAGCACCCUGCUUCAAUCCCUAGGGUGCUGUGUAAAUGGAGAGAUCUUGGACUUGUGGUUUUGUGGUUUUGACUUCUGUAAACAUCGAGGGAAAAGGCAGGGCCAAACUGAGGGCUAAACUCAUCAGGAACCAUGAGACAUGGUUGGUGCAUUCUGAUACUUGAUAUGAGUAGAACCCAAACUGGAAAAUCAGAGAGCUGCUUGGAUAUCAGAAACUAAUCAACGGAAGCUAAUUUACAGGCAAGGCUUUUGAGAUGUUAAAAUUUCAGUUCAUAGGUUUUUUUUUCCAUCAUUCCCCAUCCCACCCACUGCUGUCACGUGUAGAGAAUUGUAGAGUUGACACCAAAUUCCGCUGGUGCAUGACUCUAACCAAACCCCUAGAGUUCUUUACAAAUUUUUUUUUUAGGGUGUGAGGUUAUGAAACCUGUUCAGUAGCUAACACUAGGAUUCCAAAGGCAAGAUUUAAAAAAAUCUUAGUUCAGAGUUUUCAUUCCUGCCCCAUUGGACCCAUUUUGUGUCCUGUGAAAAAGGAGGGAUCAGGGUUGAUACCGAGCUCCAAUGGUUCUUGACUCCAGGAACUCUCUAGAAUUCUUUGCCAAUUUUGAAUUUGUGAAUUUACAUGGACACUGCAUUACCUUUGUGCAGGAACCCAGAGACAUCUAUUUUAUUUAAUUUGUUUCACUUCAGGAGUUUUUGUUCCUGCCCCAUUUCCUUUUUGGGGAGAAGACAAGAUGUUUGUUACAGGCCUUAUGUAAAGAACAAAGGAAGAUUUUAAAACUUAGGAGCUGAAGUUACUCCAGUAGCUGGCUGCAGUAAUUCAGGGACAAGCCCUAGCUUAGAGUUUUUGUUCUUGCCCCAUUGCAUGCACAAGGCAAGAGCUUUGUUUCAGUCCUGUGCAAAUGAAGUGAGUAGAAUUGACAGCGUUCCGCUGACUUGACUUGAAUCACAGCCAGCUCCCUCCCAUUUCUAUAAUUCUGUACAGUUUUGUUUGGGUACAGGGUUGAUCAAGUAACUGGCUACAGUAAUCCAGAGGCAAAGUUUUUCUUUUAAGUUGAGAGUUUUUAUUCCUGCUCUAUUCCACUCUCUUGGGGAGAAAGUGCGACCUUUGUUUCAGGUCCUGCGUAAAUGGAGGGACCAUUUGACUCCAGUCUUCACUGGUACCUGACUCCAGCCAACUCCCUAAAAUUGUUUGGAAUUUUUGAGAAUGUGAGGUUACAAGAUUGCUCCAGUGACAUCUGGAGCUUAUCUCAGUGUAGAGUUUUAGUUCUUUCCCCAGACCUUUGUUGACACCAAUUUCCACUUGUGCUUGACCUAGUCAGCUCACUCCUAUUGCAAGAAAUAUUUAGGUGGUUGUGAGGUUAUAAGGUUGUUAUUAGGCUACAGUAACCCUGGAACUAGGUGUUUUUUCUCUUGCACCAUCCCAUCCAUUUGGAGGGAAGUCACCACUGGUGCUUGACCCAUCCAGCUCAUUCCCAUUCCAAGAAUUCUUUAAAAAAUCUGGGGGGUUGUGAGGUCAUAAGGUUGUUAUAAUUCACAGUAACCAUGGCCUUUUUUCCCUGCACUAUCCCACCCAUUUGGAGGGAAGGCAAGAUCUUUGUUUCACCACUGGUGCUUGACACCAUCCAGCUCAUUCCCAUUUAUUGAGAUCUUUGCAUCUUGAGGAUGCAGGUUGCAAGGUUGCUCCAGUACCUGGUUAUGGUUACCUAGGGGCAAGUUUUUCUCCUGCAACCCACAUUAAGGAGAGCUUAAACAUUAUUUCAUCCAGUGCUUCAUUUUAAUUUUGUAGAGAACAAAGUUGACGUCAAACUCCAAUGGCACUUGACUGUAUUCCCAUUGAGCCACAAAUUAUCUUCACAUUUCAUAUUUUUCUGAAGUUUAUUAGGUAUUUUCACAUGGAUGAAAUGCCAUGAGUUGCCUAUCAGAGUGGAUUAUAGGCAGAAAAAAAAAACUCUGAUUGGACCAUUUUUAGAAGGCAUAUCCCUCCUAUGAAGUGCUACAAGUCUCUAAACUACUGUCAACAGGAUAUAUAAUAAGAGGAUACUGAGGGUGACUUGUUACUCCAAACCGAAACUUAUCACAACUACGUAUUACUGUGGUAUGUAGAGAAAAACAUAAAGACCUGUCCAGCCAGUGAAGUCCACACUUGACUGGGUGCUACUUCCAUUCUGAUGCGAACAUAUUACGGUUUUUGAGGUGCUAUGUAGGCUUUAUGAAGAUGUAAACCUGCUUGUGUCACCCUGCACAUAAAGAAGGGAUCUGGAUCAGAGCUCAAGAGCUCACAAGAACUUUUAGAAACAUGCUUCUGAGACUCCGGUGGUGAAGGAACGCGUUAAACGAGCCGAAGGCUGCCAAGCUGAGUAGAACUUGACCGGUGAGAAGUCACUUUUAUUGUUUAUUUUUAAUCACUGAGUUAAGCUGAUCACAUUGAUCAGUAGUUUAGGACUGAUAUUCUUUGAGGGAGGGGAAAAAAAAGAUUGCAGUGUUUUCCACUGUACCCUGUAAUAUUAUCACGUCAACAUUUCUUUCUCUUCUUGCUGUAAUUUUUCCUUUGUUUUUUUUGUAAUGGUUGCCGUCGUUAAAAAAAGGAUCACAUUUGUAAAACAGUGGUUAUAUAAAUCAUUCACCUCCAUUUGAAUUUUUGAAACUAGUCAUGCUUUUUCUGGCGAGCUGAGUGGAGUCCUCUUUCGAAAAAUAAGUUGCACAAACUGUACAAGCAUAAGAUAAAUCGUAGUAGUUAGCACUGCUACUUUGUUCGAUGUGUGAUGUCAAGUGAGAAGUGUACAUUUAGCUGGUGAAGAUUCUCUCAUUCUUGACUACUUUUACCUGUACGUCUUUUACAAAGACAAUUGGUGGAGUAUGUAUCGGUUGUUAUUUUCUGUCUUUUUUUUUUCUUUUUGUAUUUUUAAUACAAUAAUUGUAAAUAUUGGUUAUAUUUUUGUUGAACUGUAGAAAUGUACUAUGUUUAUGCCUCAACAUCCAGUUUAUAUGAAGCUGGUAAUCAAUAAAUGCGAGAAAAAGAAAUCGACUUGUAGGUUUCAAAUGCACUUUUUUGUUGUUUUCCCCGUCAACGAGUUCUCUUUGGAAAAUUGUUACUUUAAAUGACACCGUCUAAUGUUUGCACAAGAUGAGACAUGGAAUUAACUUGAAAUGUGUAUCUGAUGAUAAUUUUUUUUAACUGACACAUCUGUCAGAAUGAAUAAAAAGACACUGAUGCCUA
Messenger RNA from Pangasianodon hypophthalmus (striped catfish), 9343 nucleotides. It is a transcript of the gene rapgef2b, whose product is annotated as Rap guanine nucleotide exchange factor 2b. The record is from RefSeq and is a predicted model, not a curated record. Bases 517 to 5334 code for a protein of 1605 amino acids. Gene Ontology annotation, molecular function: protein binding; guanyl-nucleotide exchange factor activity. The transcript has 31 exons. Gene Ontology annotation, biological process: positive regulation of ERK1 and ERK2 cascade; small GTPase-mediated signal transduction. NCBI's taxonomy places the organism in Eukaryota, Metazoa, Chordata, Actinopteri, Siluriformes, Pangasiidae.